Rhagoletis zephyria (snowberry fruit fly) is the source of this 502-nucleotide messenger RNA. RefSeq lists its product as uncharacterized. The record is from RefSeq and is a predicted model, not a curated record. NCBI's taxonomy places the organism in Eukaryota, Metazoa, Arthropoda, Insecta, Diptera, Tephritidae.
AUGAAUUUCUCAUACGUCGAGUUCCCCUUUACUGUCGAUGCAAACACCUUUAAGCCAUAUUUCAAUGCAAGCAACGUAAUACUACCACGAAAGCGCGACAAAUCCCUGCUUGUCAGCGAUGGCCAGCGUGCAACAGAUAAGGAGGGCCGGCAGCAGCAGUCAAAUCAACCGGAAUCACUGCGUCAUUUGGCGCUCGAUGCCAUCAUUGCCAAUUGGAAUGGUAAUAAUUUCAUUACGAAUACUACAAGCAACAUAUUUAAAUNCUUCUUUUGGCGCCGUUGUUGUCAGCAACGCUGGAAGCCCCACCACCACACCAAUAGCUUGACACAGGCACAGCCAUGGAUUAGCAUCUACAUGCAGCGACAUCUGCAGGAGUUCAUCGAAUGCAUGGAGACGUGCGAUUACGAACAGGAACAGACGCAAGCGGAGUUGGACAUUUGUGCGGCAUAUGUAAAUCAACUGGAGAUAAAGUGUUUGCAACCUGCCGCCGAUGGACGUAAUG